AAAUACAUAGCAUUCCUAAUUCGAAAUAGGUUAUUUUUAUGAUGAAUUGUAAAUUGUUUUUAUUUUAAUCACAGAAUUAAUUUAUCCGUUUUAGUACACAAGAAGUUGUCUAUUAAUUGUAGCUAUUAAGAUUAAGGCUAUUAAGUUAAUAUCAACCAGGUUUAUCUGUAAAAGAGCCUGUAAAAAAUUGUGGCUAGAAAUAAAUAAUCUGGAAGAGUAACCAAGUAUUAACAAAUUUUCAGUAAAAUUAUAUUAAUGUAUAUUAAUGAAUUAUUGAUUCUGGUAAAUUACUGAUAUUCGUAAACUACAUACUACAUACAAUUAUAUAGAAUAUAAAUUAGAGUUUGCUGAAACAGUAUAGGUAUACAUAUAAAAUUAAGUAUUAUUAAUAGUGUAGUUUAUUAGUUACAAAAAUGAAUUUAACAGCUUUAAAAAGGUCUAGAAUGUUACAUUUAUGUUUUGCAAUGACAUUCUUUACAUCUGGUAUUAUUGUAAAUCUAAUUCAAGCAGUAUUCUAUUUUACGUUAAAGCCAUUUAAUAAAUCAUUGUAUCGUAAAAUAAAUUGGUAUUUGUGCUAUACUAUAUAUUCACAAUUGGUUUCUGUUGCUGAAUGGUGGGCAAAUGUGACACUAAAACUUUAUAUUGAUAAAGAUGAUUGGGAGAGGUAUUAUGGCAAGGAACAUGGAUAUUGCAUUAUGAAUCAUUCAUAUGAAAUCGAUUGGCUCAUGGGAUGGAUGGCAUGUGAAAAAAUGAAAGUACUAGGGAAUUGUAAAGCAUAUGCUAAGAAAGUAAUACAGUAUAUGCCAGUAUUGGGAUGGGGAUGGAAAUUUGCUGAGUUUGUUUUUCUAGAAAGGUCAUACGAUAAGGACAAAACUAUUAUUGAUAGACAAAUUAAAGAACUAUCUGAUCAUCCAGAUCCCAUGUGGCUACUACUUUUUCCUGAGGGAACGAGGUUCACAGAGAAAAAACACCAAAUAUCCUUAGAAUUUGCUCGAAAAAAUAACCUCACAGAAUUGAAAUAUCAUCUUUUGCCAAGAACAAAAGGCUUCACUGCUAGCUUGCCAUCAAUGAGAGGCAAAGUUCCCGCUAUUUACGAUACACUAGUGGUUUUUAGCGAAAGCGACCCUGUAUCUCCUACCAUGACUAAUAUGCUGUUUGGUAGAACUGUCACUGCACAUAUGUAUAUUAAAAGAGUUCCAUUAGAUGAAGUGCCGGAAGGAGUCCCCGAACAAGAACAAUUUUUAAGAGAUAUGUUUUUAAGAAAAGACAAAAUGAAAGAAAGUUUCAUUAAGUCUGGAAAUUUUUUCACUAAUUCAGGAGUAACACCUGUAGAGCCAUGGAUACCUGAAAGACGGAUUUGGCCCGCAGUUAAUAUGGUAUUUUGGCUUUUUAGCAUUUUGGUACCAAUGCUUUACUACCUUGUAACGCUGUUCUUUAGUGGUCAGCUUCUUUAUUUCUUUAUUGGCGUGGGACUUAUUUUAACAUUUUAUAUGCUUCUAAAACAAACAAUUUCUAUGUCUGAAACAAAACAUGGAUCGGCAUAUGGUACUAAAGUGAACAUACAGAAUAAAGAAGAAUGAUUUCUAUGUUUUGGAAAGAAAUGCAGAUGAGAGAGUAAUGAGUAAUUUUUAGGAUAUUAUUUUUUGUAAAACUUACUUUUUUGUUAAAAAAUUAAACCUAUUUCUGCAAAUAGCACUAUGUAAUUUAUAUAUUUUGUAAACUAAAUUAUGUGCCAAAAAUUAACUUAUUAUUAUAAUUAUAUAUUCUUUAUGGGUAAUUGUGUUUGGUUAAGGAUUUUGGGAGUUAUAUGUAAAUUUCUCAUUAAUUGGUUAUGGCUUUCCUUUAGAUGAAAUACUGCUGUUCUCGGUCAUAUUUACGGCCGCAAUUUAGAAAUUAAAAAAAUAAAAUAAAUCAGGUUUCAAAGCAAAAUUUUGAAAAUUAAAUCAAGAAAAAAUGUCUAUUGCAUUAUAACUUUGCAACAAUGAAACUACAGAAGUCCAAAGAUAUAUGGCAAACUAUAUAUACUCGUAUGCGUACCUUUUUAAUAACUGUCAUAUAAAGUUAUGUACGAUUUUGUACAUAGCGCAAAACAAGUGGAGUCAAGAUACAUAUAGAUUAAGCAUGAUCAGCAUUUUAAGCUGCAGCGUAACAAACAAAAUGCAAGUGAAAAUUAAUAAAUAUCUACUUAUAGAAGCAGCUAAUAAUGACAGAUUAUGUAUCGUAUAAACUUAUAUAUGGAAAAGACUCAACUUAAUUAUUAUAUUUAGAUCAUUAACAAUUAUGUAGUAUAUUUGUUAAUUAGUUCCAACUUAAAAUAUUAAAAUUUUAUUACUUACCCUUGAUAAAAUUAUAUUGUUAAAUAAAUCCGUACCAAUAUUUUAUGUAAUUUUAUGUACUUAAUUUUGUGAAAUAAAUUUAAAUAUCAUUAUGUUUUUGUAUAUCCAUAGUUAAAUAUGUAUUUAUUGGUCUGUUGUAAUAAAGAUAUCUAUAGACGUAUUAUCAUAGAUUAAAUGGUUCUUUAUUGUAA
Molecule: messenger RNA, 2527 nt
Organism: Sitophilus oryzae (rice weevil)
Lineage: Eukaryota; Metazoa; Arthropoda; Insecta; Coleoptera; Curculionidae
Product: 1-acyl-sn-glycerol-3-phosphate acyltransferase gamma-like
Exons: 6
Coding region: 414-1580 (388 amino acids)
Cellular component (GO): endomembrane system
Molecular function (GO): 1-acylglycerol-3-phosphate O-acyltransferase activity
Source: RefSeq, a predicted model, not a curated record